Messenger RNA from Solea solea (common sole), 2231 nucleotides. It is a transcript of the gene moxd1l, whose product is annotated as monooxygenase, DBH-like 1, like. Gene Ontology annotation, cellular component: secretory granule membrane. The coding region runs from base 31 to 1737 and encodes 568 amino acids. Gene Ontology annotation, biological process: dopamine catabolic process; octopamine biosynthetic process; norepinephrine biosynthetic process. The transcript is spliced from 13 exons. Gene Ontology annotation, molecular function: dopamine beta-monooxygenase activity; copper ion binding. The record is from RefSeq and is a predicted model, not a curated record. NCBI's taxonomy places the organism in Eukaryota, Metazoa, Chordata, Actinopteri, Pleuronectiformes, Soleidae.
UGUGAAGUUUACCAGCUUCGCAGACACAUCAUGCGCUCUCUGCUUCUUCUCCUCUGCCUGUCCCUGGCCAGGACAAAAGGAGCAGCGGCAUCCGACUAUACUUUGCCCUUCAUGGUUAACCUGGACCAGGAACGUAAGGUUUGCCUUAAAUGGGGCUUUGAUAACCAGAAAGGAGAAAUUGAAUUCAAACUGGUUGUCAACACCACAGGCUGGAUAGGCUUUGGCUUUAGUCCGAAUGGUGAUAUGAUAGGUGCAGAUAUCGUCAUUGGGGGAGUUAAUUCUAAUGGAAGCUACUUCACAGAUCGCCAUGGCAUAGGGAAGUUCAAGCCUGUGAUUGAUAAGCUGCAGAGCUACACUCUUCUCUCUUUGACUGAAGUAGACGGUCAAACCAGCAUGUGGUUCCGGAGGUCCAUACGGACGUGUGAUGACGAAGAUUUCGAUAUCACUGAUGAUCCCAUUAAGCUGAUCUAUGCUUAUGGAAACACAGAUAAUAUCGAGUACCAUAAUAAUCGCAGAGGCACCAAGGAGGUCAACCUACUGAACUAUAUGCCCAGGACUGUCCUUUCUAACCCCAGCUAUCUCAGUGCAACAGUGGUCAAUAUCACUGUCCCCCCCGUUCAUACCUACUACCACUGCAAGGUCAUGAAGUUUUCAAACAUAAAUACGAAACGUCAUAUAUACCGGAUUGAGCCAGUGAUUGAGCACCAUGACAUUGUUCAUCACAUGCUUCUGUACAGCUGCCCGUCCACUGUGAGGGUGACGUAUGACAAGCAGUGCUUCCAGGGCGACGCUGGCGACGCUUGCUACGGCGUGGUGGCCGCAUGGGCAGUGGGAGGAGGGGCGAUUGAGCUUCCAGAGAAUGCAGGUAUCCCUGUUGGAGGUGAUGGCAGAGAUAUUUACUACCGGCUGGAAAUCCAUUACAAUAACCCACACCUCCAUGCAGGACGGACAGACAGUUCAGGACUAAAACUGUACCAUACAGCCCAACUCAGGCAGCAUGAUGUAGGCAUCCUGACCACAGGUGUGCUGCCUUUUUCUAGCAUGGUGUACAGCAUCCCCCCAAAAGCCUCUCAGUUCCUCACCUACGGUGUGUGUAAUACCUCUCUCAUUACACAGUCUAAUGAUCCGGUGCCUGAUCUCCAAAUGUUCGCUGUCCUGUUGCACACUCACCUGGCUGGGAGGAAAGUCAGAGUUGCCCAGUACAGAGACGGAAAGCAGAUUGACUUCUUAGCUGUGGAUGAAAAUUACAACUUUGAGAUGCAAACGAUUGUCAGUUUGGGAGAAAUCAAGACCAUCAAGCAGGAUGAUGAGAUUGCAGUGGAGUGCACCUAUAACACAGUUGAUCGCACUAAUGUGACUAAGAUGGGCAUAGCAACCACUGAUGAGAUGUGCCUGGCCUUCUUAUUCUACUACCCAGCAAUCGAGAUCACAUCAUGUAUCAGCCACCCAAUUACGAUGUCUCAGUCAGAUACGAGCAACCAAACAUCCACUGAGACUUGGGACCAUGAUACAAUUACUCAACAGGAGAAUUUGCUAAAAACACUGCCACAACUUCAGAUUAUCUCUAAUAAUGAGUACAACCAUACAUAUUACGACAAUGGCAUCAUCAGAGAGAUGAUGGAGACUCCAAAACCUCAGUCUUGUCAUUACAGCAAUGCGUCAAAUAGACUCUACACUUCCUGGCUUAUGGACCCAGCAGGAAUCAUGCUUUUGCUCGUCUGGAUUGCAUUAAUGUAAAGUAGUUAUUGGAGCAAAAAAUGCAAUCCAUUGCAACGGUGAUAAAGGAAGGCACAGUGGAUACACUCUCAUUACCAUUUUUCUAAAUGUUUUUAUUGUAUAUCAUUUUACAAUUUUAUUGUAAAUCAUUUUGAUUUUGUAUUUUUCUAUCUUUACAUUACAUGUAACUUCUCUUUGGUAUAACCAAUUAUUUGUGGAUUGGAGUCGGCAACUGAGAUUUAUAUUGCUACCUUAUUUUAAACUCUGUUUUGUAACAGUGAUGCCCACUGCUUUAUGGGCACAUUUUACAUAUACUAACUUUUUCUGUUUUAAUAUGAAUAUGAUAGUGUUUUUAUUAACAGGGUCCCAGUAAGCCAUAAGUGACAAACAAGUACUUUAUUUUAUAUAUGUCUUAAUUAGUCAUUGCCAUAUACACAUAUGCUGUUUGUUGACCAAUACAAAUACAUCACCUCUUCAUAAUCGUUCAUUUAAUAAAAUAAAAAUAAAUAUGUUAA